GGAGAAUGGAGGUGAUAUUUGUUUUCAAGAUGACUAUAAGUUGUUCUAAAUGAAUAAAAAUCAAAUAAACGAGAAUGAAUAGGGUUCAAAAUGCCAGUGGAACGGUCGUUCCACACAAUGACAAAAGUAAAGACUGGCAGCUAGAAAUUUUAAUGGAAAAGCUGAGAUCUAAAACUUCUCAAUGUAAAAGUUUGGCCGAAAUAUCCAAGAACGUUCGCAUGACAUUAUUGGAGAAAAGAUAUGCAUCGGAUAGCGUUGAAAAGAGCCAACACCAGAAAUGUUUGGAUACUUUACAACAUUCAAUUAAAGUCACUUCUUUGCAAAGUAUGGUCGAAAGAUUGGAAAGUUUAACUAGGCAAUUAGGAUUAAAGUUUGUUGUGGAACAUUCAGGUGUAUUUAUAUCGUCAGACAUGUUUUAUUUAGAAAUAGUAUUAAGCCCAACAGGAGCAGUGGAUGAUGUGAAAAUACACCAUGAAGGCAAGAAAGAACAACAAAGCUGUACAGAAUUGGUCAAUUGUCUGUCGAAAGGCGAUUUUGCGGAUUUUACAGCCCAGCUGGAGGGUUUCGCUUCGAUUUACCAACUAAACGCAGAAAAAAAGAUCAAAUGCAAAGCAUUUAUUGCUUUAGAAUCUCUAGAAGCGGACCUCAUCACAUUAGCUCAGCUGCAGAUGUUUAUGAAAGAACCUUUUAAUUUGAUACACAAAUCGCCAGUGGGCAUAUUGGAGAAGAGAAAAGGCGGCCACCCCAUGAAAUUGACUUAUUUUGUAUCACCAUAUGAUUUGCUAAAUGUAGAGAAAAACGAAAUAGAGCCAAUUAAUAUAGACACAAUUACUAGCAAAAGUUUGGGUUACAGCGUUACUGUAUGUAUGGAAGGCUCUGCAGCUCAUAAACUACAAACUUCUACUUUAAUUACUGUUAACAGAGGACUUAAUGGGAAAAGCACCCCUUCAUACACUUCGUUGAAUAACCAAAAUAGCGCGGUAAUUCCAGCGUGCUUUCUACUGAAAUUGAACAAACCUCUACCGCUCUGCUUGUCUUUAGUAAGACAAAUCCAACAAAUCUACCCUUGGACAGAAAUAGACAACGCGCCCGUUCAACCCCUGUUGAAUCUUAUCGUAACUCACUGCAGCGACGAAAAAAUGAAUUCCACCAACAACAAAGGAUUGUUUGUUACGCUGCCGGACCAAAGUCAUUGCUAUUUCAUGACGGAAAAUAAGAACAUGAACGGAGUAUUAGUAACGAGCAUACCUUUCACACAUCCUGCUCAUGUUGCAAGCAUACUCAUGAUUUUAAGGGAGCAGGCUUUGUUCAAUACUAUUAUAGCUAGUUGUGUUAGACCCAAUAGCAAGCAAGAUUUCGAAAAUAUGACGAUAUUCGAAGUAAGCGCCCUAUCCUCCACGCAUAUAUCAAUAUCACUCGAGCACCCGGUGGAAGAGAGUAUGGCAACGGCCGAAAUCGAUUUAUCCGACAUAUCGAAUUUAAUAUGUCGAGUGCACAAUCCCGGCUCCCCGCCGCCCAUCAACGCCUCCGACAUAGCCACGGAGCUCAGUUCGAAGAUCCUGAACAAAUCCUUUUCGAUACCGGUGACGCUCCGUUCGGUCAUCAAGCUGUGGGAGAAGCAAUCGAUGCGCAGAAACCACUUCGGCGGCCACGAAAAUUUUAACUUGCCCCUCGGAUCCGGCGAUCCCGGGGGGCCCAAGGACCCGGCCGCCAACAAUCUCGUCGAAUUCGGCGGUCUCAACGAGAAGAUCAAACAAGAACCUUCGGGGAAUUCGAAUCACAACGUGAUGAUGCAGGCCAGCCAGGAGAUUUUCCUCAAUCAAUCCAUGAUGGCCUCGAAUUUUCAAAAUUUCCCACCUUCCGAUGGGGUACUGACGACUUUGGAACUCACUAAUAUUCUAUCUGAAAAUAUGGAUAAAUGUUCCAAGCGCCUAAAACGCAAGCAAGAAGAAAGCAACAAAAGUGGCAAACGGAAGGUGGGAGGAACAGAAGACUCUGAUACGAUCGAGUCCUCCAGCUGCGAUUCGACGUCGAGAAGUACCCCAUUGUCACAAGAGACGGAAAUCCGAACGCCCAACUCGCUGUUGGGGUUUCAAACGGACCUUGAGCUCUCUGUCUCGGGCAUCGAUCCCAUGGAACUGUUGGGCUCCUCCGAUAAAGCCGAUGAAGAUUUCGAUCGUUUGGAAGACGUGGAAAUCGAUGAGAUAUCGUCGAAGGAAUUCAAGAGGGAAUUAAAGGAGAAAUCACCGAGUAGGCACGAACCUGAGGAGAAGCUGACCGGUUUGACUAUUGUGCCUAUACCAUCGAGUAGUUCGACGAGCUUUAAAGACAAGCGGAUCUCCGAGUCCUCGCCCAUAUCGAACUCCUUGACUAUUACUCCUAUACCUAAUCAACAUAGGAGUUUAGACGAGAAGAGCAGGGAUAAAAAGAGCCGAUCCUCCAGAGACGAAAAGAGUAAAUUGGAGAAGAAACGAAAAAGGAAAAGGGACGAUGAAAGCCCAAUGGGUCCACCCGAAAAGCUGCCUCACAACCUUUCGAAAUCGAUUAGUUCAUUAAAAUCGACAGAAUCGCCUCCUUUAACCCCCACGCCAUCCUCUCCAAUAUCCGUAAGAAAAUUCAGUCCUUCUCCCACGCACAACCGCCCGGCGUCCCUCAGCGGCAAGCUCAGCCCGAACACCAUGAAAAGCGGCCUGAAAACCGGCUCCCAUCACAGCCCCAAGGGCUCCCCGGCGCACAUCCCCAGCAGCCCCAAACAACCGAUAUCCGAACUGUCGAGUCCCAAGCAUCACGGCACCUCGCCCAAGCACACGUCGACCAGCUCCGGCAAGCCCAGCAUGUCGGCGCUGAAGAGCGCCGCCAGUUCCCCCUCGAGCAAGACCACCGGCGACGUCAAGACCAAGUCGGGCGGCUCGAAGGACGGCUGCAGGGACAAGGAGAAGGCGAAGCUGUCGGGCGGCUUGGGCGCCGCCGGCGCCAAGACCAAAAGCUCCUCCGCCAAAGUGAAGCUGUUGGAGCUGAGCGGCGACCUGACGGCGGACGGGAUGCCGUCGCCCAACGGCGGCAACGACGUCAAAUUGAAUUCGUCGCAGUUGCGGAUCAACCGGAAGGGCUCGCUGUCGGCGAUCGUCGACAAGCUGAAGGUGAACGCGCAGCACUGCGACGCCCCGUCGGGCGGCAACAAGGAGAGGACGGUCGGCGGCGUCGGGAAAUUGAGCGAAUCGAGCGGGAAAAUCGUCGCGAAGCUGGGCGACGCGAAGAAUUCGGAGUACAUGGUGAAACCCAGCUCGGACGGGAUGAAAAUUACUAUCAACAAGACUCGCACUAAGGAUAAUUCGUCGUUGAAUUCCGUCGUGGUUACUAAAGUAAGCAGUACGAGCUCGCCUAAAACCCACACGGGCCUGAAGCCGGGCGUUAACAGCGGUCCGGCCUCGAAGAAGCCCCAGCAACUCCAAAAAUCGACCAAUUCACUGCUGCCAAAUUCGAUCACAAUUACCUCCAGCAACAGCGGGAAUAACAGCGCAAAGAGCUUCGCGCCCGGCAACAAAUCGGUGUCGUCCGGCUAUUCGAAAGUGUCCGGUUCGUCUAAUAGCGGUACCGGCAGCACCGGUGCCGCUCUAUCUAAGUUCAGUUCGAAACUGACGGGCUCGCCCAAAACGAACUCGUCCGCGUCCGAUUUGAUCCGCUCCAAGGAUAAGUUGAAAUCCGGCAAGAUGAACCCCGAGAAGUUGCUGCUGUCCUCGCUGAAGGAAUGCAAAAAGUCGAGUCCCACGCAGAGCAGGGAGGAGGUCGAUAAUAUCUACAAAAUGACGCAAUCGAGUCUGAUGGAGGGCAGGAUCAAAACGUUGGACAAGAACUUCCAAAUACCGAAACUGUCCGCCAGAACGUCGGACGAUAAGAAACCCGUUCGCAACGAACCGUGCAACGUUAACAGAACGAAAUCCGAGCCGAAAAUUUACGAUAUCAUGAAGAACGAUUCGACCAAAUAUCCCGCGAUCAAUCAAACGUUCGAUACCGCCAUGGAGACGAAGAUUCGAAACAACCUGAACAGCGUUCCCAUUGGAGUGACUGUUACCGAAGAAGAAAGUAACACUAAAAAAGAUACUUCCAUAAAUCCAAUAAGCAUACAAGUCAAAGACAACGCCAACAAAAUGGAUUCGAUGCCGCCAUCGAAAUUGUACAACUGUUCAAUGCCGGACUUCGGCUACCCGACGAAAUCGGUGGAUUUUUCGUCGAAAUUCGUGGCGCCAGCGCCGCGAGACGACAGGAAGGAUUCGCGAAAGAACGACGAAGUGUUGGAUUUCAGCUCGAAGCCGCCGGCCCUGCCUCAAUCUCCCUCCGUCAGUGUUCACAUAGUCAAAUCGCCGGCGCCUAGCCCUCUAAUCAACCCCAGUCCGCAUUCCGCGUCGCCCAGCAUAACGGACGACGAGCUAAUGGACGAAGCCUUGGUGGGAAUGGGAAAAUAGUAAACGCGUUCGAUGUGUAGGAAUUUUUAUCGACUUCGUGGCCCUGGGGAAGGGCUACGGAUAAUCCGGAAGGUGGAUUUCCCUUUAGGGCGUAACUUACGUUAUAAUGUUUCUUAGACGAUUUCUCUCUAAUUGUAAGAAAUCUUCCAAACGCCCGAUGCUGGAUAAAUUUGCUCGAAUUAUUUUUUUGUAUGAUUGCUCGUGCGGGAAGACUUAUAAUGUAUAGUACGCUUUAAUUUGUUAUUGAAGAAAACUACUACGAUAAAUAUGAGUAAGCGGGUUUCUUUAAUAAUUUAGGGUAAAGGUUUUAUUGCACUUGAUGAAGUGCUGGAAAAUGAGAGUAUUAAAAUACAAGUUUAACACAAUCGCUCUAAUCCUUUUGGCCUGAUUGAGCAAAAAAUUGAGGUGCGGCAAAUAAAAUGUUGAUCAGAGAGAUCUCAGACAUGUAAUGGAAUUGCAUUCUGAAAAUAUUUAAUAUUGGAUAUGCUACUUCUGGUUCUUACAGGAUAUUGCAUGUAAUUUGGUAUAUCGUUUUUCAACUCAUUGGCUACUACAGCCGCACUUAAAAUCCAAGAAAUGCGAUAAUCUAGUGGCUGUAGAUCCAAUCUUACGCAUCAUAGAUAAUAUUACGUUUUGUUGUAGCGCAAUUUCCAGUGUAAAUAGCAUAUCAAGCGAGUAUUUGCAUUAAAUCAUCCCUUAAAAUCCUCAUUCCUAGUCCUAUUUUCCAGAUUUCAAUUCCAUUUAGGCUUUUCUAAGAUCUACCGAAUUGAUGUUUUAUCUGCUGUACCUUGUAGAUAUAUUAGUUUAGUAUAAUGUAAACAUAAUUUACUAUUUUUAAAAUAUUGUAGAUAAUUAC
This is a messenger RNA of Phyllotreta striolata, 5319 nucleotides long. The record is from the annotation of a GenBank genome assembly. Lineage: Eukaryota; Metazoa; Arthropoda; Insecta; Coleoptera; Chrysomelidae.